Molecule: messenger RNA, 2772 nt
Organism: Trichechus manatus latirostris (Florida manatee)
Lineage: Eukaryota; Metazoa; Chordata; Mammalia; Sirenia; Trichechidae
Gene: SLC8A2
Product: solute carrier family 8 member A2
Exons: 9
Coding region: 1-2772 (923 amino acids)
Biological process (GO): cell communication; calcium ion import across plasma membrane; sodium ion transmembrane transport
Cellular component (GO): sarcolemma; axon; postsynapse
Molecular function (GO): calcium:sodium antiporter activity
Source: RefSeq, a predicted model, not a curated record
AUGGCUCGCCUGGCCUUGGUGGGGGUCGCACUCCUCCUGGGGGCCCCCCCUUGCUUGGGGGUGGCCACCCCGACCCCCUCCCCACCGCCUCCCCCGGCCAAUGACAGCGAUGCUAGCACGGGGGGCUGCCACGGCUCCAACCGCUGCCAGCCGGGGGUCCUGCUGCCCGUGUGGGAGCCCGACGACCCGUCUCUGGGUGACAAGGUGGCGCGGGCCGUUGUCUACUUUGUGGCCAUGGUCUACAUGUUCCUGGGCGUGUCCAUCAUCGCUGACCGCUUCAUGGCGUCCAUCGAGGUCAUCACGUCCAAGGAGAAGGAGAUCACCAUCACCAAGGCCAACGGUGAGACCAGUGUGGGCACUGUCCGCAUCUGGAAUGAGACUGUGUCCAACCUUACGCUCAUGGCUCUGGGCUCCUCGGCGCCUGAGAUCCUGCUGUCGGUCAUUGAGGUCUGUGGCCACAACUUCCAGGCAGGCGAGCUGGGCCCGGGCACCAUCGUGGGCAGCGCUGCCUUCAACAUGUUUGUGGUCAUUGCUGUGUGUGUCUAUGUCAUCCCGGCUGGUGAGAGCCGCAAGAUCAAGCACCUGAGAGUCUUCUUCGUCACUGCCUCCUGGAGUAUCUUCGCCUAUGUCUGGCUUUAUCUCAUCCUUGCCGUCUUUUCCCCGGGUGUGGUACAGGUGUGGGAGGCGCUGCUGACCCUGAUCUUCUUCCCGGUGUGCGUGGUGUUCGCCUGGAUGGCUGACAAGCGGCUGCUCUUCUACAAGUACGUGUACAAGCGCUACCGCACUGACCCGCGCAGCGGCAUCAUCAUUGGCGCCGAGGGCGACCCGCCGAAGAGCAUUGAGCUGGACGGCACGUUUGUGGGCGCCGCCGAGGGGCUGGGGGCCGAGCUGGGCGGCCUGGGCCCGUGUCCGGCCGAGGCGCGUGAGCUGGACGCCAGCCGCCGCGAGGUCAUCCAGAUCCUUAAGGACCUCAAGCAGAAACACCCGGACAAGGACCUGGAGCAACUGGUGGGCAUCGCCAACUACUACGCGCUGUUGCACCAGCAGAAGAGCCGCGCCUUCUACCGCAUCCAGGCCACCCGGCUGAUGACCGGCGCGGGCAACGUGCUGCGCAGACACGCGGCGGACGCUUCGCGCAGGGCCACCCCGGCCGAGGGCCCCGGCGAGGACGAGGACGACGGCGCCAGCCGCAUCUUCUUCGAGCCCAGCCUCUACCACUGCCUGGAGAACUGCGGCUCGGUGCUGCUCUCCGUCACCUGCCAGGGCGGUGAGGGCAACAGCACCUUCUAUGUGGACUACCGCACCGAGGACGGCUCGGCCAAGGCCGGCUCUGACUACGAAUACAGCGAGGGCACGCUGGUGUUUAAGCCAGGCGAGACCCUGAAGGAGCUGCGCAUCGGCAUCAUCGACGACGACAUCUUUGAGGAGGACGAGCACUUCUUCGUGCGGCUGCUGAACCUGCGCGUGGGAGACGCGCAAGGCAUGUUCGAGCCCGACGGCGGCGGACGGCCCAAGGGGCGGCUGGUGGCGCCGCAGCUGGCCACCGUCACCAUCCUGGACGACGACCACGCGGGCAUCUUCUCCUUCCAGGACCGCCUGCUGCACGUGAGCGAGUGCAUGGGCACCGUGGACGUGCGCGUGGUGCGCAGCUCGGGCGCGCGCGGCACCGUGCGCCUGCCCUACCGCACGGUGGACGGCACGGCACGAGGCGGCGGCGUCCACUACGAGGAUGCGUGCGGCGAGCUCGAGUUCGGCGACGACGAGACCAUGAAAACUCUUCAGGUGAAGAUAGUUGAUGACGAGGAAUAUGAGAAAAAGGAUAAUUUCUUCAUCGAGCUGGGCCAGCCCCAGUGGCUAAAGCGAGGGAUUUCAGCUCUGCUACUCAAUCAAGGUGACGGGGACAGGAAGCUGACAGCCGAGGAGGAGGAGGCGCGGAGGAUAGCAGAGAUGGGCAAGCCAGUUCUUGGGGAAAACUGUCGGCUGGAGGUCAUAAUCGAGGAGUCAUAUGAUUUUAAGAAUACGGUGGAUAAACUCAUCAAGAAGACGAACUUGGCUUUGGUGAUUGGGACCCAUUCGUGGAGGGAGCAGUUUUUAGAGGCAAUUACGGUGAGCGCAGGGGACGAGGAGGAGGAGGAAGAUGGGUCUCGGGAGGAGCGGCUGCCGUCCUGCUUUGACUACGUGAUGCACUUCCUGACGGUGUUCUGGAAGGUGCUGUUUGCCUGCGUGCCCCCCACCGAGUACUGCCAUGGCUGGGCCUGCUUUGGUGUCUGCAUCCUGGUCAUUGGCCUGCUCACCGCCCUCAUCGGGGACCUCGCCUCCCACUUUGGCUGCACUGUUGGCCUCAAGGACUCUGUCAACGCUGUUGUCUUCGUGGCCCUGGGCACCUCAAUCCCUGACACGUUCGCCAGCAAGGUGGCGGCGCUGCAGGACCAGUGCGCCGAUGCGUCCAUCGGCAACGUGACGGGCUCCAACGCGGUGAACGUGUUCCUGGGCCUGGGCGUGGCCUGGUCGGUGGCCGCCGUGUACUGGGCGGCGCAGGGCCGCUCGUUCGAGGUGCGCACGGGCACGCUGGCCUUCUCUGUCACGCUCUUCACCGUCUUCGCCUUCGUGGGCAUAGCUGUGCUGCUGUACCGCCGCCGGCCACACAUCGGCGGGGAGCUGGGUGGCCCCCGCGGCCCCAAGCUCGCCACCACCGCGCUCUUUCUAGGGCUUUGGUUCCUCUAUAUCCUCUUCGCUAGCCUGGAGGCCUACUGCCACAUCAGGGGCUUCUAG